This is a messenger RNA of Entrophospora sp. SA101, 282 nucleotides long. The record is from the annotation of a GenBank genome assembly. NCBI's taxonomy places the organism in Eukaryota, Fungi, Glomeromycota, Glomeromycetes, Entrophosporales, Entrophosporaceae.
AUGUCUACGCUUUCCACCUCACCUGAAAAAAAGAAACGGAUGAAAAAGAGUAGUUUGAGGCAAAUUGCAGUUAGAAUAAAUGAAAUGGUUAAAAAUGGACAAAAUAGGGCAUUUGAUGCGGUAACGAUCAGUGAGGAAUUCAUGGAUGUUGAAAGCAAUGAUGAAGCUUUUGAUGGCAGACAGCAAAUGAAUGUCAGUACCAGAUUAGAACUAUCUGUUGAAUCAACGAUUCGUAAACACAUAUUUCAAAAACAUAAGACAAACAUAAGUCCUGUGAUUUGA